Molecule: messenger RNA, 1740 nt
Organism: Linum tenue
Lineage: Eukaryota; Viridiplantae; Streptophyta; Magnoliopsida; Malpighiales; Linaceae
Source: the annotation of a GenBank genome assembly
AUGGGGUUAGCAUCCCAAUUCCCAUCCCAUCCCAUCCCCUUCUUUCUCUAUUCCUCGCAAGUCGCACAAUCCAUAUCUAUCUUCUGCUCGCUAACAAGCUGCAGCUGCAAUGGCCGGAAUCAUCGGCGGCGGCGCCGUUUCCCUGACGGAGGAUUUAAUGGAGAGCAUCCUUCUAAGGCUGCCAACCGCUUCCAGUAUCGCUAGAUUCCGCUGCGUUUGCAGAUCCUGGCGUGUUCUCCUCUCAGAUCCCCAAUUCAUUCUCAAGAUCCUCUUCUUCCCCAAUAAUUCCGACGACGAAGAAUCCUCCCUCCAGAUCCUAAUCACCGCCGGCGGAGACGCCGCCACGCCAUACGAAAUCCGCCGCCACCCUUACUCUUUGCUCUCGUACGACACCCUCCUCCCCAUCUCUGCCCCAAACGCAGAAGGGGAUUUGCCCUCCGACCGGCUACCCUGCCACUCUGCAAUCGUCGCCGGGUGUUGCGAUGGCAUAUUCUGUAUCGUCGAGUUCGACCCCUAUUUGAAGGGCGCCCCCGGCGUCAUUCUGUGGAAUCCGGCCACCUCAGAGACCAAAGUACUCCCCGCUUCCACCGCCAUCCCGCACCGCGAGCUCUUUCCUCAUCAGCAGAUCACCGGCUUCGGAUUCGAUCCCCAAACCAAUGACUACAAGGUCGCUAGAAUAUUGUAUUUCGGCGAUGCGUGGCGGGAAGAGAUGGAUGAUCGCAGUCUUGAGCGUUUAACCACGAUUACUUAUGCGGAGGUGUAUAGCUUAAAGAAUGGAUCGUGGAAGAGUCUAACCAUCAAUGAUGAUCUGAUCCCGCACCUUGGCUAUGGCGGCAACUAUGUUCAUCCACAGCAGCAGCGGGACAAUCGCAAUAAUUCUCAAAACCAGAGGAGACAACACUGCUACUGGUUUUAUGCACUGUUUGGAGUUUGCUUUAGUCUUUCCUUCGACAUGACUGAAGAAGUGUUUGAAUCCACCUUCAUAACCCUCCCUCCUCCCCUCCGUGGCCGUAUGGCUUCGAUGGGGUGUUUUAUGCUCAAGGAUUCACUUCACACCAUGUUUCACGAUUCUAGCGGGGAUUGCGAGAAUUACUCCGUAUGGUGCUUGCUGAAACAGGAAGUUGCCGAGUCUUGGAUAAGAUUGUAUACCUUCACGUCACACGCGUGGAUCGUGGAGAUCUUACAAGUUUGGAAGGAGGAUCGGUACAUCUGCUCGCGACAGAGUCGCGGAAGUGUGAGCUCGCAGCCUCACGAAGCUGGAGAAAAGGAUGGAGUGUACAUUUUCUCCCCUUCGACGGGGAAACAUGGCGAUUGUGUUGAAGUUCAAGGCAGAACUCAUCCGUUCCUAGCUCACAUUUUUACUCCGACCCAGGUUUCCCUUUCUGAUUUCGAGUAGUAGUACUGAUAGUUGGAGCACAUUAGAUGAAUGGAACAUUGUAUCUUUUGUUUUUCUUCAUGUUCUUGAUCUGAGUUUCAAGGAGGUUAGUUCUGCAGAGAAGAGGUAUAGAAAAAGAUAAAGAGCUUGGUAGAUGGAACUUAAACUCUCUCUCUUUCUUGGAUUCAAAGAACUUGGGGUUCGUUUGGUAGCUUCGUUUCACUCGUUCUCCAGAAAUCCUAGAGGUUAUUUGACGAUAAAACUAUUGAUGUUAGUUUAUAUAUGAUGAUUUGACUUCUCUUAUCUUUAUACUGGAUUUUUAUGAUGGGUUUAUUUUCAAUUUGAUUGCAGUGUGUAAGAUGAGG